Messenger RNA from Melampsora larici-populina 98AG31, 561 nucleotides. RefSeq lists its product as uncharacterized. Lineage: Eukaryota; Fungi; Basidiomycota; Pucciniomycetes; Pucciniales; Melampsoraceae. Bases 1 to 561 code for a protein of 186 amino acids. The transcript has 3 exons. The record is from RefSeq and is a predicted model, not a curated record.
AUGUCUUCAACCUCCUCUACUACGGAACCAACUCCAGAAAUACAGGCCAACAAGCCAGUAUUUGAAGGCCAUCCACCCCUCCCUGUUAAUCUGGGUAGCAUUGAAAACCUUCCUCCUCCGGUUCAUAUCUACAGCAUACCUGUUCAUCUUCAAAGACUUGUCACUCUUGACUUAUCUGUUAUUCAUAGUAGAGCAACAACCGCCAACGACUUGCGCGAUUUUAUAAAAUGUUUCUAUCACACCAUCUCUUGCCUUUGCCUUCAACGCAAGGCAGUCCUACUCGACGCCUUCAUUUAUUAUGUGGUACCCAUCCUUUGCAAACCGCACAUCUUUGAAAGAGAGCCUGGAAUCUUCUACUCGUUCAAUGUACCCUUACAGAUUGAGCUGCAGGAAGAGCCCGGUGCCGGCGAGGUUGGCAACAACAAUAACAAUGCCAGGGUUGAUCAGGAUGCUGCCGUGUGGAAGUUGAUGCUUGCAAGUCAAAGAACAAGAAGAUACACGACUUCACCUCAUGUGACCGUGACAGUCACUCCUGAUGCAAGGCCAAAGAUGUAUGUUUGA